AGUCUGCAGAGGCAGCCGAGGAGGAAGCGAGCGGCGCGGAGCCAGGUGAAGCAAAGGGAGCAAAGCAGCCGUAGGAGAUAGAGGGGCUGUAGGAGCUCUGGAGGCCGCAUGCCAUGUUCAGGCUGUUCCUUCACAGUUAAGGCGUGGAAGAGCCGAAUUCAGCCGACCUGCGAGCACUGCCAGGGGAGCACCUCCACCAGACACCGCUGUCCCGCAUCCCCAGAGGCCAAGCCCUCUGCUGCAAGCAUGGACAUCGUAGAGAAGGUUCUCUCCGUAGCCCAGGCCAUCCACAGCCAGUUCGAGCAUGUGAAGUGCUGCAAGCACCAGUGCCAGCGCCUCGUAGAGCGCAUCCAGAUCCUGCUGGAGCCCGUGCGGAUCCUGCAGGCUCAGCCGUGGUGGCACAUCUCCCACCACGAAGAGCAAAUGCUGAAGAAGCUGCUCCAGGCACUGGGGGAGGCGCAGAAGCUGGUGACAAAGUACAGCCAGGCCAGCUGGAUCCAGAAGUUCCUGAGCGCCCGCAGCAGCGGCGAGGAGUUUGUCUGGGUGAACGAGAGCCUGGAGGACGUGGCCCAGGGGCUCUCGCUCCUGCUGCAGGCGGAGCAGAAGCAGGCUUUCCUGGCGGCCUUUCAGUCAAAGACCUGCCGCAAGCAGGACGCCGAGGAUCUGAGGGAUGACAGGGCUUUCCUGGACCAGGUGAUUGCGAGUACCGAAGAGCCUGGAGAUGGGGCCAGGGAGAUCUACAUGGACAGGCAGUGCAUGGAGGACAAGGUGGACUGGAUGCAAAGCGAGCUGAGCAAAAUCGUGCGCGUGAUGGACAGUUUGAAGAAGGUCAAUGUUGGUAAAAGAGAAGAUAUCACCGAGAUCGAGAGGGACCAACUCACCUUCUACAGGCACCUGCAGGACACCGAGCGCUACGACCUCUAUGAGGGAGAAUAUCUCAAGUACCCCGUCGCCAUCAAAACCUUCAAGAGGCCGCUGACCACCGACACGACGAAGGUGAGAGACAUCUUCGAGAAGGAGAUUCAGACCCUGAAGAAGUUCGAGUCUCCAAACAUCCUGCGCAUGUACGGGAUCUGCAUUGAGGAGAAAGAUGGGAGCCCCUGCUUCUCCAUCGUCAUGGAGUACUGCAAGCACGGGACGCUGCGGGAGGUGCUGACCAAGCAGCGGCAUCUCUCCUGGGAGAUCCGCAUUCGGAUGGCCCUGGGAGCCGCCAGGGGCCUUUACAGGUUGCACCAGACGGAGGAGAAGUCCCGACUGCACGGCUGCAUCUGCAGUAACAAGUUCCUGGUGGCUGGAGAUUACUGUGUGAAGCUGUCGGGAUUUGAGCUGUGUGAAACAGAGUCCUCCAUCAAGAGGAAAGCCAAAAAGAACUGGAACCAAGUGUCUAUGCUGGCUUAUGUUGCCCCCGAGAACCUGAAGGACAUCUACUACCCCUACAAGAGGUCCUGUGAAAUAUACAGCUUCGGGAUCGUGCUGUGGGAGAUUGCAACCUCCAAAAUCCCAUUUGAAGGCUGCUCUCUCCAGGAGAUCAGAGACAAAAUCUGCGACCACCAGUACCAGGACCCCGUCGGGGACGAUUGUCCUGAAGAACUGAGGAAAAUCAUCGAUGAGUGCCGGGCCUUUGACCCAUCCCUGCGCCCGUGUGCUGAGCGGAUCGUGGACUCGCUGGCGGCCCUGGAGAAGAGCAGGAGCCAGGGGAGAUGACUGCGGGGGACCCUCGGAGCCCAGCGCCCUGUCCCCUCCCCGUGUUUGCGGGUGUCCGUGGCUCAACACGCGUUUAUUUGUG
Messenger RNA from Cygnus atratus (black swan), 1786 nucleotides. It is a transcript of the gene MLKL, whose product is annotated as mixed lineage kinase domain like pseudokinase. Gene Ontology annotation, biological process: protein phosphorylation; cell surface receptor signaling pathway. NCBI's taxonomy places the organism in Eukaryota, Metazoa, Chordata, Aves, Anseriformes, Anatidae. The record is from RefSeq and is a predicted model, not a curated record. Bases 109 to 1704 code for a protein of 531 amino acids. Gene Ontology annotation, molecular function: protein kinase activity; ATP binding. The transcript has 11 exons.